Messenger RNA from Anoplophora glabripennis (Asian longhorned beetle), 1261 nucleotides. RefSeq names its product probable G-protein coupled receptor 139. Gene Ontology annotation, biological process: G protein-coupled receptor signaling pathway. Gene Ontology annotation, cellular component: membrane. Bases 1 to 1245 code for a protein of 414 amino acids. NCBI's taxonomy places the organism in Eukaryota, Metazoa, Arthropoda, Insecta, Coleoptera, Cerambycidae. The record is from RefSeq and is a predicted model, not a curated record. The transcript has 3 exons. Gene Ontology annotation, molecular function: G protein-coupled peptide receptor activity.
AUGAUCACGAUCAACAACGCGACAGCAUUCAAAUUGUACGUACGCAAACUCCUCCGGAACGCCACAUUCAACGUCUCCGACGCCGAGAUCAAGAGGAUCAUGGACUACAACAACAUCACCGACGAGGCCGACGCCCCCUCCGAGUCCAGCUGCGGGGGCGCCAAUCUGGAAAACCUGGUGGCCACCUACGCCGAGUACUACCACCCCUACCUCUCAAUUUCCGUGUGCGUGUUCGGUACCGUCGCUAACAUACUGAACAUUGUGGUGUUGACCAGAAAGGACAUGGUCAGUGCCCCCAUAAACAGGAUCCUGACCGCCUUGGCGGUUGCCGAUAUGUUGCUGAUGAUCGAGUACAUUCCCUUCGCGUAUUACUACCACUUGGAGUUGCUGGGCAAGAGGGACUUCCCCUACUACGGGGCUGUGUUUAUGCUGAUGCACACCCACGUGACGCAGAUCUUGCAUACUAUUUCUGUCUGUUUAACGCUGACCUUGGCGGUGUGGAGGUACCUGGCUAUUGGAUACCCAGAGAAGAACCACAUCCUUUGCUCGGACCGUCGCUGCACCUUCGCCAUAACCGUCUGCUACAUACUCCCCAUCCUCCUCUGCUUCCCCAGCUACAGCAUGUUCGAGAUAACCACGACGGAGAUAACAGAGAACGGUCAGAACUACACCCUCUACCACACCACUCUCAGAGAGAACGUCAAGAGGGACAAAACUCUACUGAAAAUAAACUUUUGGAUGUUCGCCGUCUUCAUCAAGCUGCUACCGUGCAUUAUCCUCACUAUAAUCAGCUGUUGGUUGAUAAGAACCCUCUUCAAAGCUAAAAAAAGGAAGCAGGUGCUCCGCGGAUACGACUCCUACCCGCUGACGACCAACGGUAAAGACGCAAAGAGGAAGGUGUCCAAAGCUGAAAGACGGGCGGACAGAACGACUAAGAUGCUGAUCGCAGUGCUCCUGCUCUUCCUCCUCACGGAGUUCCCUCAAGGUAUUUUCGCCUUCUUCAUAGGCCUCAAGGGUAAGGACCUCUUCCUGGUAUGCUAUCAGCAGUAUGGGGAAAUUAUGGAUAUAAUGGCGUUGCUGAAUGGUUCCAUCAACUUUAUUCUGUACUGCUGCAUGAACAGGAUGUUCAGAGCUACCUUCGGUCAAUUAUUUAAGCACAAAAUCCUGGCCAAGUGGGCCAAUGCUCCUCCGUCAGAAAUUCACACUACGACGUUACCAAAUGGAACGAAUACUACCACUUUGUAAGAUUAUUAGAACACUG